This is a messenger RNA of Ectocarpus siliculosus, 3434 nucleotides long. The record is from the annotation of a GenBank genome assembly. NCBI's taxonomy places the organism in Eukaryota, Phaeophyceae, Ectocarpales, Ectocarpaceae.
AUGGCCCAGGACCACGAAAUGCUCCAACUGCUGUUGAGAUCCGGAGCGAUGUGGGCAUCCAGCCUCAACAUUCCUUGGUUCCUUGCCGGAGCCGGCGUAGGCGUACCGGCUGCCGUGGGGACUGUGACCACCGGAAACAGCAAGCUUUUGAGUCUGGCCACAACCUUGGGGGGCGUGUUGGGCGGCGUCGCGGCCGACCGACUUUCGACCACGAUUUCGGAGAGCUUAGCGGGCAACGAUGUCGGCGGCGGCGGCGGCGGCGGCUGCGAGUUCACCUGCUACGACGUCCUCACGAAGGGCGUGGGCCCGGCCUGCCUCCUGCUCGUCGUGCUCAGCAGGAGCAUCCGCUCGGAGCCCUCAGUGGCCGUCAAGCCUGCCGCCGCCGUCGCCCUCGCUGCCCUCCUCCUGGAGCCCCUCUUCAGCGCCUACGUCCUCGGGGGCGGGGGCGCCAGCAACAGCACCGUCGCCCCUGCUGCCGCUGCCGCUGCCGCUGCCGCUACCCGGUCCGGCUUGGCCCGCUUGCUCCUGCUCCGCGACGUUCCGCACCGCGUCUUGGGUCAGGUCGGCGGCGGCGGGGGGCGGAGGAGGAGCGCCGCGGCAGCGGCGACGGCGGCUUCGGCUUCGGCGGCGGCUUCGGCGGCGGCGGCGCUGGUGGCCCGGGCGCGCUGGCUGACGGCGGGCGCGCAGCUGGUGCUCUGGGCGGCCGUGGUCCUGGCCUACGCCAACGUGUCCCUGCGGCUCUCCCGGGGUCCCCCCGGGAAGACGGUGGGCGGUUACAUGUCCGCCCUACGCUCCCUCGCGGCCAAGAAGCGCGGCACCGGCGGCUGGGUGAGGAUAGACCAGUGGGGCACCGGCGGGGGCGGGGGGGGCGGCGGUUGUGACGGAAGCGGCGGCGGCGGCGGGGGGGCGCGGGCGAAUGGCUUGCUCGGGUCUCUGUACGAGACGCUGAUGGGUGGGGGAGGGUGGGGGGGAGGCGGCCGCAUCUGCCCCGAGGCUAUGGCGCUUUGUCAGCACCAGAAGAGUUACGAUGGCCCCCCGUUCGAACGGGGUGAGGUAACCGUCCGCAGCAUCUACUGCUCCGGACUCGACGCCUCCAUCACAGGCCGGCCUCCCUCCAACGGCAACAGCGUCGGCGGCGUCGGCGUCGGCGGCGCGAACGGCGCCGGCGCCGGCGGUGGUUUCGCCGGAGGGGCUGAUGGCGGCGGCGGCGGACUGAUCGCCGGGGGUUCGUCUCGGCCGUUUUACGUGACGGUAUCGCUGGGCGGCUUGACGGCGAAGACGUCUGCACGGCAGGGGUUCUCUCCGACGUUCACCGAGGUGUUUCCUUUGGGAUGCGACUGUCCGAUCAGGGGGGCGUAUCUCACCAUUGCCGUUGUCGACAGCUUCGAAACAGGCCGCAGCGGACGCGGUGACCGCGUUGUUGGCGAGGUACAUCUCCCCCUUGAGGCGGCGCAACUAGUUCCCGGGACGUCCGGCCUCGAUGACAACGCUGACAUGUUUUCCUCCUCGUCGUCCAGCGGCGGUUGGGACGGGGGCAGCGGGCCCGCCUACCGCCUCCGCGGGGACUGGGAGCUGCAGGGCGCUCUGGGAGGACCGCUCUGCGGUGCCAGGGUGGGGGCGGACAUCAUGGUGCACGGCCCGCCGUCGCCGAGCUCGGCCGCUGGCCGGCUGAGGAGGAGGAGGAGGGAGUCGGUCGGGUGGUACGCUCGGUGAGAUUGGAAGACGAACGUACACAAACAUUCAGCUCAGGCGAGCAGCCUACCGCCUCCGCGGGGACUGGGAGCUGCAGGGCGCUCUGGGAGGACCGCUCUGCGGUGCCAGGGUGGGGGCGGACAUCAUGGUGCACGGCCCGCCGUCGCCGAGCUCGGCCGCUGGCCGGCUGAGGAGGAGGAGGAGGGAGUCGGUCGGGUGGUACGCUCGGUGAGAUUGGAAGACGAACGUACACAAACAUUCAGCUCAGGCGAGCAGGAGGAGGAAGGAGUCGGAGGGGUGGUAGCUGCGCUCGGUGAGAUAGGUAGACGUACGUCCUCGAGAACUCGGCUCAUUCCGCCAGAGGGAAGGCUGAAGAAGACGGCUAGGAAGUCGGUUUGAGUAGAAGUAGGCCAUCGUCUACACAAUGGACUGGACUGAAGGCAAGUGGGGGCAGGGAGAGGAAGCUGUUUAUGGUCUCGGGCCUUUGCCUGUGUGGCCGGACGAGGAGAGACUGUUGUCGAGAAGGAGGAAACGGGAAAAGAAGGAGAGGAGGCCGGACAAAUUCGGGGCUAGCAGGACUUGGAGAAGAAAGGGCGUCCGUCUGGUGGGGGGUGCGACACUCGUAGGUGCUAGGCUAGGCUCCAUGCACUCGACUCAAGCCGGUCGAUUAAGAUUCGCCUGGUUAUUGAAGCAGAUAAGAGGGUUUGUGCCAGUUUUUGGCUAGACCAGACCAAUUGAAAGAAGGCGUUGUGGUUUGUUGAUGAUGCCGAGGCUGCGUAUCUAUCCUGACCCUUGAUGGCUGGUGGUUGGCAACGCCUUGAACUAAGGCGACGUCAAACAUCGCUGGGUGCCAUCGAUCAGAGUUGUGUGUUGUGUGUUUGGUGGUUGUGAAGAAUGACCGUGUACAUUAUCUGGAUCUCGGUUGAAGUUAUGUAGAUAGAUACGUGUGAUGAAAGCGAUGCGUGGCUGGCGGGGGCGGCGGCGAGAGAGUGAUAGCGGACUCCGAAAGAUGCAAGCCGACCAACGUUGUCCAAAGCAUGCGUGAUGCAUAUGUAGUGCAGGGUUUGAAGGAGAGCGUGUACAAAGACCUGGUGUCCUGAUGCGAUUGAACAACCCCCAAAAUUAGUGUCUGCAUGUGAGGUGCACGUGCGACAUGUUGGGGUCGCAUGUACUGGGAUGCACGAAGAAAGUGAAGCCGAUGCCUCUUGGAUGAAAAUCAAAUCAGUCAUGCAGUAUUUAUUGCGCGGAGUAACAAGAAUGGUUGUGCUUUUUUCUUUUUUCGAAGCCCAUUUUUUCACUUGUUUUUAGCACGCCCUCCCUUCAAGGUCCUGUUUGGAUACCUAACGAAGGUAUGAAUGUGUUUCUUCGUUCGUGAACCCUUGUGGGUGAUGGUGUAAGUAGGUGUAAGGAGGGACUUGGUGUGUGCCGCCGAGAAGGAUGUGCCUAUGAGUAGCAGCAUUGCUGUAGAGACGCGCUGUUUGCUUUCAUUUGCUUGCUGCUUUCGGGUACGCCGUGCGUGAGGCGGAAGGGACAUUCUGGCGGCAUGUCUUGGUUCAGUCCAAGCAGCCCAGAGCGAGACCGUGUUUCGACUGCCCGGACCCCAGCCUUGAGCGGCAUUUUGGGCCCACCUCACUUUCGUACGGCCCUUGCUAGAGUUGGUGUAGUUGUGAGCAGAGGAAAAGUAUCGGACGUACAAUGGUUGCAAGGAGCAAUGAAUCGAGCAAUCCGUUGGUGAGGAACAG